Molecule: messenger RNA, 1293 nt
Organism: Physcomitrium patens
Lineage: Eukaryota; Viridiplantae; Streptophyta; Bryopsida; Funariales; Funariaceae
Product: peroxisomal membrane protein PEX14
Biological process (GO): protein import into peroxisome matrix, docking
Cellular component (GO): peroxisomal membrane; peroxisomal importomer complex
Molecular function (GO): signaling receptor binding
Source: RefSeq, a predicted model, not a curated record
AGGUAGGAACAGAGAAGAGCGUCGGUUUGGAAGUGCUUUAACGCGUGCGGAUUUAGAGGAUUGCGUUGCGGCAGGGUGAAGGGAGUUGAAGGAACAGGAGGGGAAAGACGUUGUGGGAUUUAUGGGUAUUUCGCCGGAGCAAGGUACAGAAGCAAAAGGGGUGACCGAAUCGAAGGCUGUGGAAAAUAAGCCAAAGACGGAUCCAUGGGAACCCAAGCCCCAACCAGUUCGUGAAGAUCAAGUAAUCAAUGCUGUCAAUUUUCUUUCUCAUCCCAAAGUUAGGUCGUCGCCCAUCGUGCAUAGGCGUUCAUUUUUGGAGAAGAAAGGAUUGACAAAAGAGGAAAUUGACGAAGCUUUUCGCAGAGUUCCGGAUCCUCCAUCUUCAGAAUUAGCUACAGCUGCUGCGGCAGCAACAGGUGCCCAAGCUAGCGUAUCCUCAUCUCUGCCAAAUGCUCCAGUUCAGAGCCAAGCUUUAGUUGCUCAGAAAACAAGAGAAUUAAGCUGGGGACAGAAGCUGCUUGGGCUAGGGGCAAUUUUGUCAGCAGGUGCCGGCGCAAGUGUCAUCGCCAAGGUGUAUUUACUUCCGAAGUUCAAAAUAUGGAUACAUAGCAUUGUGCUAGAGGAAAAGAGAACAGAUGAAAUAUCUCCACUCACAGAAAGGCCACCUGCUGAGCCACCUGUGGAUGAGGCUGCUCUAGCAGCUAACGCUGCAGCGGCUGCUGCUUCCGAAGUGGCUGCAGCAAUGCGUGAGUUUUCUCAUGCUAAAGCCAAAGAAAGUCUGCAGCUGGGAAGCAUAAUCAAAGCCUUGGAGACGCAGACUCAUGAGCUGAAAUCUGCUCUCUCCGGCAUGCGGGAUGUUGUGAACAACCGGAACGUUGUGAAGUACUCGGAGUUAACUCCAACUCCUUCGUUUGGCAGAGGUCGUUACCGGUCAGAUCCCUGGCGCACACCUGAGAUUUCCCGUCCCUCAGGUAUGCUGGCCGAUCGCUCGUAUGCAGGAGUAGUGAUUGCACCACCCCCGGCUGAAAGGAUAGACUCCUUAGAGAAUAGAUCAGACUCUGUGGGUAGUUGAACAAUUGAGUAAGUACAGUUGCCAAUGAUACGCCUCUCCUUGGGUACUUUGGUAGCAACCGAUGUCUUCUGUGAGAAAAGCUAAAAUGCGCGUUCUAGAGCUCGAAGAUGCACCCCUAGCACACUUGCAUCCACAAGGUUCAUCAAGAGUUGCAGUAAUCAUUCAUUAAAUGUCGUUGUACUUGCAAUAUAUAGGAAUAGACCGGCUUAAAGUUUGGUUCA